UACUGUAUUUGUGUUGUAGAUGUAGUGUAAUGGUACUGUAACCUGCUGUAAGACAAUGGUGAGCCGCGUGAGGCUACAGUACUGUAAGGUGAUCCUUGUCACCUCCAUGGUCUGGUUCCUCAUCGAUGUCUUCAUCCUUAUGUACUAUACUGACUGUGCGGCCAUGGGAUCAGGCGCAGAAUGCAAGGGAAAAAAUGAUAACCAGCCACGUAUGGAUGAUAAACACCGGGGCAGUGAUGAGGGGUUCCUAGGCAAGCUCCUACCUAAAGGAUUAAUACAGCGACCUCCCACUGGCCCAGGGGAGAUGGGCAAGGGUGUGGUCGUACCCUCUGACAGACAGAGCGAGGCCAAGGAAAAGUUUAAAAUCAACCAGUUUAAUCUGGUGGCCAGUGACAUGAUGUCACUCAACCGGUCUCUCCCUGACUACAGGAUGGACGCGUGUAAAAGGAAAAAGUAUGCUCCAGUGGCUGACCUACCCACCACCAGUAUAGUAAUUGUGUUCCACAAUGAGGCUUGGUCCACCCUCCUACGUACGGUACACAGUAUCAUCAACCGUUCACCACCUCGCCUCCUUAAGGAGAUCAUCUUGGUGGACGAUGCCAGUGAGCGAGAAGAACUUGGCAGGAAGCUUGAGAAGUAUAUAGCAACCUUGUCCGUAAGCACCAAGGUCAUGAGAUCAGAGGCGAGGAAUGGACUGAUCCGGGCAAGACUAACAGGAGCGGCGGCUGCUAAGGGAGAUGUAAUAACAUUCCUAGACGCUCAUUGUGAGUGCACGGAGGGCUGGCUAGAGCCUCUUUUAGCCGAGAUCCACAAGGACAGGACAUCUGUGGUGUGCCCUAUCAUUGAUGUGAUCAGUGAUGAUACCUUUGAGUAUAUCACAGGGUCGGACAUGACAUGGGGAGGCUUUAACUGGAAGCUCAACUUCAGAUGGUAUCCAGUUCCUCAGAGGGAACUGGACCGACGAAAUGGAGACCGCAGUAACCCCACAAAAACCCCCACAAUGGCCGGUGGACUAUUCGCCAUUGACAGAAGUUACUUCUAUGAAGUUGGUUCCUAUGAUGAAGGCAUGGAUAUAUGGGGUGGGGAGAACUUGGAGAUGUCCUUCCGAGUGUGGAUGUGUGGGGGCCAGGUGUUUAUUGUGACCUGCUCCAGGGUCGGACAUGUGUUCAGAAAGACCUCGCCCUACUCCUGGCCAGGGGGCGUGGCACGUAUUAUCAACCAUAACACACAGCGCAUUGUAGAGGUGUGGAUGGAUGAAUACAAAGAGUUCUUCUAUAAAAUAAAUCCAGCGGUGAAGAGCACCAGUUAUGGGGAUGUGACAGCCAGAAAGGACAUGAGGAAGAAGGCAAAUUGUAAAAGUUUCCGCUGGUACCUGGAGAACGUGUAUCCAGAGUCUCAGAUGCCUGUGGACUACUUUGCACUGGGAGAGAUCCGUAACAAAGAGACGGGUCACUGUAUAGACAGUAUGGGAAGGAAGAGUGGGGAGAAAGUCGGCCUCGUCAACUGUCACGGCAUGGGAGGCAACCAGAUAUUUUCUUACACCAAAAAGAAAGCGUUACAAACAGAUGACUUGUGUUUGGAUGUGUCGUCCAUUGGUGGGCCGGUAAAAUUGUUUCAGUGUCAUGGUCUGGGUGGCAACCAGCAGUGGGAAUAUAACGGACAGUCAUUGGAGCUGCGACACAUCAAUAGUAAACAGUGUUUAGGUGCUGCCAAGCCUUCGGACAGGGAGGCGCCAACUAUUGGAGCAUGUGAUGGUAGUGCGACUCAAAAAUGGAUAAUUAAAGACAUGAAAUGGUGAUAUAGGAUGUAGUUUAGGAUUUAAUGUAAAGACAUGUGAUAAAUAAUAAAGCUUGUUAUAUCAAUAACUGCCACACCAGUGAGAAUGGAGACUCCAGACAGUGUUCACUGAUGUGUGGUGCACUGCAAUGUGUUCUUAUUGAUGAUAAUGACAUCAAUUAUCAAACCAAUACCUCGACCAACCCUGGAAAGGAUCAGUGUCAUUGGAGCAGCAGAUGUCAAUGUCAUUGGGCAGGCCAAUGUCGGUGUCAUGUGGCAGGCCAGUGUCAGUGUCAUGGAGCAGGCCAAUGUCAGUGUCAUGGGGCAGGCCAAUGUCAGUGUCAUGGGGCAAGCCAAUGUCAGUGUCAUGGGGCAGGCCAAUGUCAGUGUCAUGGGGCAGGCCAAUGUUUCUGUCACAGGGCGCCGCCUAUGCCAGUGUCAUAGGGCACAUUCAGUGUCAUACGAGGCGGCCAAUGUCGGUGUCACAGGGCACGGCAAAUGUCACUGUCACGGGGCCCAGCUAAUGUCAUUGUCACAGGGCCCAGCCAGUGUAUGUGUCACAGGGCCCAGUCAAUGUCACUGUCACAGGGCAUGGCCAAUUUCACUGUCACAGGGUGCGGCCAAUGUCACUGUCACGGGGCCCAGCUAAUGUCAUUGUCACAGGGCACAGCCAGUGUAUGUGUCACAGGGCCCAGCCAAUGUCACUGUCACAGGGCAUGGGCAAUGUUAGUAUCACUGUCACCGGGCGCUGCCACUGUUGGUGUCACACGAGGUGGCGAACGUCACCGUCACAGGGCUUGGCCGAUUUCACUGUCAUAGGGCGUGGCCAGUGUAUGUGUCUCAGGGCGAGGCCAAUGUCACCGUCACCGGGCAAGGCCAAUGUCAGUGUCACUGUCUUGGGGCGUGGCCAAUGUAAGGAUCACUGGGCGUGGCAGAUAUAGCAGUUGUUGGUUAUGCUAUGUAUAAAAGGAAGAGCUAUAGUUAUGGAUAUAUGCUACCUUACUUUUAUUUGUCUCUCCCUUACAAAAAAGUUUCUCAAUAAAAUAUGUUAACCCAGGUUAUUUGUCAGUAAUGAUUCAGAAAUUCUUAAUUUAUUAGCAACACAUUAAAAUGUACACUAAGAUUGAAUGCAUUUGCUUGAAAUUUUAGAACAUGUUUAAGGGAUUGAAGCAAAAAUUAUAAUUUGUAAGGUAGCAUAUAAACUGAGACUGGUAUGUUGGGAGCCUGCAAAUGCAUAUAAUAAGACAUAGUGAGGUCAAAGCUAGUCAUUAUCCUACUUAAUUAUGUACUGAGUUAUCUUUUACAUAGUCCUAAGGUAGCAAGUCAUUCACAUCCUGUAACAUAUUAUUGUAAGUUAACAAUGAACUUAUAUGAAUGGUGGCAAGUGUUACUGUGGCCGCUGUUCAACUAAGUAUACCCAUUUAGAUCAUUAGAUGCUGCAUAUUUAUGUUUUUAUCAAUUUUAUUGUUGAUUUAUGAUGAUCAGAAACCAUUCCGACAGUUCUGUAAAGCUUGACAAUGACUGACCCUGGUCUGAUCCAGUCUGUUUGAGGAGGUUUCAGGUCUCAUCCAGCAGGUAUCUGGUCAGUAAAAGAAGUAUCUGUUCCAGGAUGGAUCUGGACAGUAUUAGGGGGUCCAGAAUUUAGCAGGUCUGUAUUUGGGGGGUUAACUAUUCCACAAUUUAGCUUGUCUGUAUUAGGGGGUAUCUGUUUCAUAAUUAAGCUGGAUAGUAUUGGGGGGUAUCGGUUCCAGAAUUUACUAGGUCUGUAUUCGGGGGUUAUCUUUUCCAUGAUUUAGCUUGUCUGUAUAAGGUGGUGUCUGUUCUAUAAUUUAGAUAAACAGUAUUAGAGAACAUCUGUUCCACUAUUCAGCAGGUCUGUAUUAGGGGGUCUCUGUUCCACGCAUUUGUUUGUUUGUAAAAGGGGAUUAUCUGUUCCAUGAUUUUCGCUGGUCUGUUCUAGGGGGUAUUUGUUCCAUGAGUUAGCUUGUUUGUAUUUUGGCACAUCUUUUCCGGGAUUGAUCUGGACUGAAUUAGAGGGCAUCUGUUCCAGGAUUGAUCUGUUCCACAAUUCAUCAGGUCUGUAUUAGGGGAUCUCUGUUCCACAAUUCAUCAGGUCUGUAUUAGGGGAUCUCUGUUCCACAAUUCAUCAGGUCUGUAUUAGGGGAUCUCUGUUCCACUAUUCAUCAGGUCUGUAUUAGGGGAUCUCUGUUCCACUAUUCAUCAGGUCUGUAUUAGGGGAUCUCUGUUCCACUAUUCAUCAGGUCUGUAUUAGGGGAUCUCUGUUCCACUAUUCAUCAGGUCUGUAUUAGGGGAUCUCUGUUCCACUAUUUAGCAGGUCUGUAUUAGGGGAUGUCUGUUCCACAAUUCAUCAGGUCUGUAUUAGGGGAUCUCUGUUCCACAAUUCAUCAGGUCUGUAUUAGGGGAUCUCUGUUCCACAAUUCAUCAGGUCUGUAUUAGGGGAUCUCUGUUCCACUAUUCAUCAGGUCUGUAUUAGGGGAUCUCUGUUCCACUAUUCAUCAGGUCUGUAUUAGGGGAUCUCUGUUCCACUAUUCAUCAGGUCUGUAUUGGUGGGGAGGGCAGUUCCAGGAUUAAGCUGACUGUGUUUGGGGGUUGGGGGCGUCUGUUCCAGACAGUAUCUAGUCAGUAUUAGAGGGGUAUCUGUUUCGUGAUUAUCUGGUCUGUAUGAAGGCGAUGGGGAAACUGUGUCGGAUAUCUGCUGCAGGAGGUAUCUGGUCGGUCAUAUUUGUCAUCAAAUAGGGGCGGCUAGUUACCCUAGACUUGAGAUCAGAUUAGGGUCAGUCACCAUAGAUCUGAUCUAUGAUCUGUGAUCCUUGACCUGAGACUAGAUUGUAGUCUAUGACCCUUGACCUGAGAUCAGAUUGAUGUCUAUGACCCUUGACCUGAGAUCAGAUUGAAGUCUAUGACCCUUGACCUGUGCUCAGAUUGAGGUCUAUGACCCUUGACCUGAGAUCAGAUUGUAGUCUAUGACCCUUGACCUGAGAUCAUAUUAGAGUCAGCCAUCCUUGACCUGUGAUCAGAUUGAAGUCUAUGACCCUUGACCUGAAAUCAGAUUAGAGUCGGCCAUCCUUGACUAGAGGUCAGAUUAGUUUGACAUGAGAUAAGACUGCAGUCCGUCAUUGUUGACCUAUGACCAGACUAGAAAUGGUCAAACUUGACCUUAGCUGCAGAGUCAGUCGUUGGCAUUUCAUACCAAGCUUUAUAUGUGGAAAAUCUCAAACCUGAAAUCUUGAGAAUCGGAAAAUUAGUUUUAAACUGAACUUCAGCCAUGUUUAAACUUGUGAACUAUUAUGCUGAAUUGCUUUUCUGAUUGGUUAUAGUGUACACAGGAAAUAUUAAAUGGAAAUUUAAUGGACUUUCUGACAUGAAAUACCCUAUAAUAUAGCUACACAUAAUUUUAACUUAUUGAUUGAGGAUAGCUGGACUGAAUAUUUUAUGAUGUAUGUCUGGAAAACUGAUGAGUCAUAAUACAAUACUUAUUUUUAUAUGAAUUAUGUGCAAGAUGGACAUUUGCUAGCAUCAUCGUUUCAAAUUGAAUGAAAGUGUGUAAGGAUUUGGGUAUGAGAGUGUAUUUGUUUGCAAGGGAUUGAGAAGGGAACCUGAAACAUCAUUGUACUUAAAUUAUAUAUCUUUAUAUAUAGCUAUAUUUAGUAUUCUAAAAAUACUUUAAAUUUUGUUUGUAUAUUUUGAUUUGUAUAUUUUAACUAUAUAUAUGCAAUGUGUAGUGUAGAAAAGCAUAUGUAAACAAUUAUUAAUGUACAUUUAAUCUAUAACUAAUAUUCCACUACACCUUCUAGCCGUCAGCUGUCUGGUCUAAAUCAAUAAGACUUCCUGAGUAUUCCACAUCUGUGGGGUUUGAUACCAAACAUGUUGCUCUCAUUGCUGUGUUAAAGUAAUGAAGAAUUAUGAACCUAUUCUUCCCUGAUUACAUAAGGAAACAGAAUGCCCGAAUGAAAGUAAACUAAUUAAUUUAUGUUGAGGUUUAUCAAAUUGAUUUAGUUAUUGAGUGAUAUUGAAAUAUAUACUAAAGAAAUUGUUUGUAUUUUUGGACUUUGUUGCUAAGCAGACUGAAAUUUCAACAAGGAAUUUGACAAGAAUGUACAUGAUUGCUUGUGGGUAGUGUGCCGGAGUACAAAUUACCAGAUCCAAUGGCCAAGUAUAUAUUUUCAAUCAAUCAAUUUAGCAAAGUAAUCAAAUGUUAACAUUUUGUUUAAGCUGUCUGAUACCUAUCUUUGGACACUCACCAAACCUUUCUAGGAUAUUUCAGGUUUAAGGUUUGAUGUAUGUAAAAGCAGGGUCCAUCUCUAUAUUUUUCUUCACACAGUUAUGAUUUGCCAUUGAUAAUGUUUGGAAUAUAACCAUGAGAUGUCUGUCUAGCUAACAUUAUCAUUUAUGGGGUCAUUUCGAGGUAUAAUUCAAUGUACCAUGGUACAUCUUUGUUACUGCUCUUCCUGUUGUAUUCCUGAUGGGCCUGGUGGAUCCCUCGUGAGCUUUACAAGCCUUGUAUACUAUUUGUAAGCCUUGAAUAUCCCAGGUGAGCAUGAUAUGUUUGGUAAGCCUGGUAUAUCCAUGGUGAGCCUUGAGUAUCCCUGGUGAGCCUUGAAUAUCCCUGGUGAGCCUCCAUUAUCCCUGGUGAGCCUAGGAUGUUUGGUAAGCCUGGUAUAUUUAUGGUGAGCAUGGAGUUUCCCUGGUGAGCCUCGAGUAUCCCUGGUGAGCCUCCAUUAUCCCUGGUGAGCCUAGGAUGUUGGGUAAGCCUGGUAUAUCCAUGGUAAGUCUUGAGUAUCCCAGGUGAGCCUCAUGUAUCCCUGGUGAGCCUCCAUUAUCCCUGGUGAGCCUAGUAUGUUUGGUAAGCCUGGUAUAUCCAUGGUAAGCCUGGAGUAUCCCUGCUGCGCCACCUGUACCCUUGUUUAGUUGUGUAAGCAUGACGAAUUUGGUGUAACCAUGGUAACUGCUAUGUAUCUGUAAGUGAGCCUCUUGUGGCUGGAGGUCAUGGUGGUAUAACAAGUGUUCCUUUUGUGUUCAGAACACCAGUGUAUGUUCAGAUUGUUGAUUUUAGUCUUUAUUGACUGUUUAAACCAUCUAUGUCGACUCCAGACUUGUGUAAGUAUCUACCAGAGGUAAUAUUACCCCACUAUGUAACUAUGGUAAAAGUGUUUCGCCCCUAGUUUGACACCCAUGUGGGCACCGUGCGUCCCUAUGCUAUAUUCAACUCCAACCAUUUCCAAACCAUCCGUAAAUGUUACUUUUGUGGUCCCUUUUUGAAAGAGGAUUGUUCCACAUUCUGAUUCUGCAAAUUUGUAUAACCUGUGCAAUAGAUUUAUGAGUACCUCUCCAUUUUUAGUUUUAUGAAAUUGGUUUUACAGCGGUGAAAAUAAGAAAACUGCAUUCUCCUUCAUUUGGCGUUUGAUGAUUUACACACUAUCUGUGGCAUACACAAUGUUUUAUCUAAAUUUUUCACAUAUUGAGUAAUUUCCAAAUAUGUUCCGAGUACAUGUAAUAAUAUGUAAAAAUGAAUAAUUUUGAAAAUUCAACUAAGUGAUUUGGAAAAAAAAGUAAGUUUUUAAAACUGCUGGCGUGCUGGUCGAUAAACCAUCCUUACAUAUUACUGAUAUUCCAAAGAUCUAGGUACCGGUUUUGCUAAAAGUGGGUCUUGUGUAAAUGGUUAUACCUUUGUCCAAGAUGGUUCCCCUUUAAGAUGACGUUGUUGUCAUUACUGCCAUUCUUGACACUAAUGCGGACGGACAGUCAUUUUACCAAAUACUACCCCCAGGUAAAGUUCAGGUAUGAAGCAAUUAAAAUUGCCUUUGUUGGCAGUUUAUUGUGUUUUCAGUGUGGUCAUUAUUCACGAUGACCAUCCUACUUAUCACAAUUUAAAACUCCAUCACGAGAGUUCAUCGGACACUUGUUUAAAUACAAGAAUUUUAUGACAAGGAGAAGAUAGAUUGUAUUAUUUUGAAGACAAAAUUCUCAUUUCUGUUCUUGUAUUAUUGAAAUUAAUGUUUUUGUAGUUUUUGAUUUAAGGUUAUUUAAAAGGUGGACCUAUAUUUUUUACUUUGCAUGGUAUAACCAAAUCGCCUAUAGAUGUAUCAAUGACUGAUACGUUCUGCAGGUUUGUCUUUAGCAAUGUUGAUGUCGACUGGUGACCUGGGCUUUGUUCAGUAUUUACAUGUCAUCUAGGUUUGACGUGUAUCGGAUGUAGGUGACCUGUACUCUUUUACAGCGUGCAGUUUCCGUUGUUUGACGUAUGUCAGAUUGCAAUUGGUGACCUGCACCUCCUCCAGUACUGGGUAUUAAAUGCCCUUGUUCUUGCUAUUUCCAUGUAUUGUUGGAUAUGUUAUGUUUUAAGAAAAUCAUUUACAAUUGGAACUUGUUUUAUAUAUCUGGCGAUCGUUCUGAAUUCCUACGAGCUGAAGUAUUACAGAGGCCAAACAGCUUUGAUAUUAUUUAACCGCAUGUUUGUAACAUUCCUGGGCCUGGCUGUAUGUCCAGCCCUUGACGCUGUGAUUGUUUAGUAGUCAAUCAAUAUACGUAUUACAACUCAAAUAUCUAUCAAAAUUGGAAUCAAAAUCAACAGGAUUAUGUUUGGAAAACAUUUUGUUUUUUGCUUUUUCAAUGUAAUAUGACUUUUAGAAUGUAUUUCUUGUAUCUUAUUUUCCCACCAUAUUAAAAUCAAAUUAUUUACCAUUCAUACAACAUUAAUUCAUUUUAUUGUUUUAUUGUGAUUUUAUAGAUUGCUUUAAUCAAUGUUUAUAAUAUUUCAGUAGUUUGUAGAAGUUAUAAUUUUCUCGAUGUAUACUACAAUGUUAGACAUUUUUAUAUCAAUCUGUUUUAUGAAACUAAUGACAUUUUCUCUUUAUUGACCGGAAGCAUUUAUUGCAUGAACUAGGUUUUGGAAUGAUAACCCAUAAAUUUGAAGCAAAAAAAAACAUAAUUUAUCAAACGAAUACUAGUAUGUUAUGACAGUUAUGGUAAUAAUUUGUAAGAAACAUUAAAUUUAUACCAUCGGCAUUGUUUUGAUGAAGCAUAUUUUUCUUCAUAUUUUAAAACAAUUUCUAUCUGCAUGUUAUAGUGGUGUUUAGAGAACACCUAGACAAUGCCAUACAACAGCUACACAAACGCAAUCUAAUCGAAAUUAUAUCUUCACAUCGCUCCCGUCUACUGAUAUGUCGCGUUAUAUCCGAAAACGGGAGCUAUGUGAAGAUAUAAUUUCAAUAAGAUUGACACAAACGUCACAAAUGUGAUCAUUAUAGGAUAACUCGUUCUUAGUAUCAAAUUAAUCCGAAAAUCAUGAUGCUAGUAUUUCUGUUAUCUUUUUCGAGAAAAAGUUUUACCCAGUUAAAUGUGUGAUGAUAGUUUUCCUUGUUAGUAUAUGUAUGUGUCAGUGCUUUAAGCGGUGGGCGGGGCUAGUCUGUGUGCCAUGUUUUGAUGUGCUCAUUCACGUGUAGGGUCUGCAUGGUCUACGCCAAUAUACCAAGUCACUUGAUUUAAGUUGAUCACGGAAAAUUGUUAGUUAAUGCACUAUAUGUGUCUGUUGUCUUGGUACAUGAACUUAGAUCUUGGUCAGAUUUUAAAUUCUGUGCCAGAACGUUUGAUCCAUUCGGCACAACAAUUAAAGUUACACGUUGGAUUGUAAUAUUUAUAUAUUUUUUAAUACUAAUAGAAAGGUACACAAGGUAACAUUGAAUGAAUUCGAUCUGAACUUUUUUCAGGACUUGUAUUUGAAAUUAUAUUUACUUAAAUGUUUCGUACGUUUUUUAGUUUUUAGUUAUCAUUUUAUUAUAUACAAACAUAUAUACUUUAUAGACUGUACCCGGCACAGGCCAUAGGCAGAUUUACUUGUCGACCAUACGGGGUACAUGCAUUUCAUGUAUUACAUGGACGUUAAUUUAUUUAAAGAAUCGCAUGAUUCACACUGUAACGUGAACUAUUAUAUAUCAUUGUCGGCCAUGUUAUCACGUGACUUUGUCUUAUUGUCGUAUUCUAAUUUUGAGAUUGAAAUUAUUUAAAAAAACCAAAUCUAAAGUAGUAAUUUACAAAACGGACACUUGGUAUUUAUCCAAAGAAUGAUGUAGCAAACGAGAGUGAAUGACCUAGGUCUGUGUAUAUAAAGGUGUUGGCAAUAGUUAGGUAGGCCACACACCAGUGCCAACCUAGUCGGGUGUUAUUGCGGCAAGGCCCCAUAUAAUGCACUAGGUGUCUUGAUUUUUAUUUAUUUUAAGCAUAAAUAUUGUUUAAGUGGCAAGAUGAAUACAAGGUUUUAACACGAAAUUGGGUUUGUCUCAUCAAAUACCGCUAAACAAUGAGACGCAUACCAAUCCAGAUUGUUUAAUCACGGACUUAGAUAAUCUAAUUCCGUGGUUUAAUCAAAUAUUAGAAGGAUAAAUCACACGAAACUAUAAUAAAUAAAUAAUUGUAACAAAAGUUGAUUUUCUAGAAAAUAUUGGGAAAUGGUUAAUAUUCCGUGUGUAUAACUUAAUGAGUUAUUGCUUCCUACAACCAUUGUUUCAGAAGGUUCAUGGCCCUUGAAUACAUGUUAAUCGUAAUCGAUACACGAGCCCGUGACUGCUGUGUCGGAUAAACGUCGUUGUUUGUAUCGAGAUGAGACACCUAGUUGUCGUCCAGUGUGUUUAUAUGGUUAUGGAGUAGAACUAUAUGCAAGUUUGUACACUUUUUUGAGCUUAGUGUAUUCUCAUCGUUAUUCAAACUUGUUAACACAUCAUUCAUUAAACAGAACAUAUUCUA
Mizuhopecten yessoensis (Yesso scallop) is the source of this 10536-nucleotide messenger RNA. Its product is annotated as polypeptide N-acetylgalactosaminyltransferase 13-like. NCBI's taxonomy places the organism in Eukaryota, Metazoa, Mollusca, Bivalvia, Pectinida, Pectinidae. The coding region runs from base 56 to 1798 and encodes 580 amino acids. The transcript is spliced from 13 exons. The record is from RefSeq and is a predicted model, not a curated record. Gene Ontology annotation, cellular component: Golgi apparatus.